Lachancea sp. 'fantastica' is the source of this 2106-nucleotide messenger RNA. The record is from the annotation of a GenBank genome assembly. Lineage: Eukaryota; Fungi; Ascomycota; Saccharomycetes; Saccharomycetales; Saccharomycetaceae.
AUGGGAAGUGAAAAUGCAUCAAGCGAGAAGGAAAACAGGUCUCUGGUUAGGUUAGAUGAUGAGAGCUCGUUUUGGCGAGCAUUUUGCUUCCAAACAUGGCGGGUUUUAGCAUUAGGACAAAAUAAAAACGAAUGGUUUAAACUCAAGCGAGAAGUGGAACGCUUUAGACAAAAUGGGGUGUUGCGGGCAAUGGAACAUGUUGAAAGCAAAGUAUUGGAACGUAAUAUCGAAACGCGGUACCGAUGGCUCACGUCAAUGGUUGAAGGUAGACGGUUUGUGCCGAUGAGCGCUGAGUUCGCGGGGAAAGCACCAUGGAAUGAAGCCAUUGUGGGGGAAGAAGAAGCGGAGCUGGUCAAAAAUGACAGCGCAGCACAAGUUUCAUCCACAAUUUCUCAGAAUAGUGCUAUUAAUGAUUGUUCAUUCGUGGCAAGUAUAAUAAACAUCAGACAACGAGCUCCAGCAUCAUUGGCAAUCGAACACCCAUAUCCGUCGCUGUUCAACGUCAAUUUGCACUUCAACGGGGCUCCCAAUCGUCUCGUGCAGGUGCGCCUUUCAGACCUGACAAAUAGGCCCACAGUCUGCUCUCCAAACGUAGCAGAUAAGGCUUUGGAAAACGCGUACAUGCAGGUGAAAAAUAAUUCCAGUUAUCAAUACAGCGGCUCCAACAGCGCUCUAGACACAUUUCUACUCAACGGGUUUAUUCCUGAGGUAUCUGCAACUCAUAAAAUCUCAGUCAAGCGGAUUGCUUCGCUUUUCAAAAGUGCAUCAUGUCUCAUUACGUUAGGAACUUCCGGUACGGUGCAAGACUCAACUUUACUAACUAAUCACGACUACCCAGUAACUGGCGUAAGCGAAGAGGGGCUGCUGACGAUAAGAGACCCAUUAGACGAACGCAGGGCUUACACGGUCUCACAGGACCGCCUCACUAAGAGCUUUCGAGUUGUAUAUCUCAAUUGGAACGCUAAAAUGUUGUUUGCGAGACAUUGUGCAUUCUCUUUCAAAUAUGACGCUUCACAAAACAAAACAUCCCCCAGUCUCAUUGACAAACCCAUAUAUCAGGUGCAGAAUCAAUCAGAGGUCACAGAACCGGUUUGGAUCUUACUGGAGCGACAUAUCAAUCUCUCCGCAUCCGACAGUGACUUUUGUCACCUGGAGCUCGUCUCACCAGACUUGGUAUCACCGCAGGAUGUUAGAGGCUCAAAUCUUGGGUUUUACCUGCUCAAGCUUGAAUUGCGGCCUGGAGAACGCAAGUUGGUAGGUUGUCUGUCCACGGUGUCUGCCAACUAUAGCAUCCAUUUCUACCAUGUCUCAGACCGCGUAGUGGCUCAGAAAUAUGAUAAAAACCUCAAUUUAGCUUCGUUGGAUGACGAAUGGGAUAUAGUUUCCAACUCUGGUCCCUUUUCAAAUGCUUGCUACUACAUGAAUCCGACUUUCGAGCUAGUCAUCAACGGUACUGGCCGGACGACUCAGUAUGUUGAUAUGCAGCUGGUAAGCUACGCAGCCGUUGCGAUAAAUGCGCAGGUUUUCCAUUCAGAAGACCUUGAAUUGGCUCGUCCCAUCCUCACUGAUAAUACCUACGAGUCGAAAAUUCAUAUCAGGCGAUCCGUACCUCUAGCGACAGACACUCGUUACCAUAUUAUAUGCUCUACUUUUCAGGACGAGUUGAAACCAGAAAAGUUCAAGCUCGUCGUCUUGGAUCCCUCUGGAUGCAAUGCUAUAAGUCUCAAACGCGUCUACCCGCAAUUCGGUCCUCAUCGCUACCGUAACAAGUACGACUUCGAUUGGCGUGGGAAAAACCGCAAAAAACUCAGAGUUUCUCCCAGGCUGACGACCAAAGCCCAAGUUCGUGUUUUAGCGCUUCAGCCCAACGCCCCACUGUCGAUCAGGAUCAACGUUUUCACUAAUGACAGCAAAGCUGCCGUUUUCACUAGUCAUGAGUUUUCGAAGGUUCCAAGGCAUGGACUGGUUAUAAAGGAUAUGGUAUUGAAAGCUGAAGAACCGCUGGUAAUGCUUAUAGAAAAGCACGGGCCCGUCACAGCCUUUCAGGAUACCAAAAUGCGCUUGGAGCUAGGCUCGGACUUCGACGUCGUGAUGAACGAGGUCUAG